Molecule: messenger RNA, 6652 nt
Organism: Pomacea canaliculata
Lineage: Eukaryota; Metazoa; Mollusca; Gastropoda; Architaenioglossa; Ampullariidae
Product: mesoderm induction early response protein 1-like
Exons: 12
Coding region: 162-1865 (567 amino acids)
Biological process (GO): negative regulation of transcription by RNA polymerase II
Cellular component (GO): nucleoplasm
Molecular function (GO): histone deacetylase binding; transcription corepressor activity
Source: RefSeq, a predicted model, not a curated record
GCGGAGGUUUGUAAUGCUUAAAGAAAUGUUGUGGAAUUUCCUUUAACUACACUCAAGCGUGUGUUCAUGAAUGUAGUUAUCAAUGGAUUUUGAUACAUAAGAAUGCUGGAAGUGAAUCCAGUAGUCCAGACACAGACAGAGACUUUGAUCCUUCAGCAGAAAUGCUGAUUAAUGAUUAUGAUGAUGAACGAACACUGGAUGAAGAGGAAAAUAUGAGUGGGGAGAGUUUCACUAAUGAGUUGGAUGAACUUGAAAAGGAGGGUGAUAUGCCUAUAGACCAGCUGUUGGCCAUGUAUGGCUGUGGUGAGGCCACUGGGGGAUCUAAUGGUCAUCCAAGCAUCGUCAGUGGUUCAAGCCCUGAUGAUGAUGGAGAUGGCACCAUGAUGAGCACUGGUUCAGGAGACAAUGAUGGAGGCCAUGACAGCACCCGAUCUAGCAGCGAGUCAGAGAUACUGGAGAACAAUGACCUGACCUUAGAUAAAGAUGAAAUUGCCCGUGAUUUACUUGCUAACAAUGGGCCUGGUGAUGACACAGAGACAACAGUAACAGAUCUGCUGCAUGCAGUGUCAUCAUCUAGUACAGCACGCCUUUUGAGAUCUAACAGUCGUCCAGGAAGUGAAGCCUCAUCCGAUUCAGAGGAGGAUGUGGACUAUCUACCAGAAAAUGAUGAGGAUGGAAAGAAGAUGAUUCAGGUUGGUCAUGAUUAUCAAGCUACUGUUCCAGAAGGACUUAGUCUGUAUGGUGAUGCACCAGCUUAUGAGAAUGAAGAUCGAUUGUUAUGGGAUCCAACCAAAAUUGAUGAUGAAAAAUUGGAGGCGUAUUUGCGAGAUGUCCAUGCCCAGACAAUGAUGAAUGCAGUUGGUGUUGGUAUCAUUCCCACUGGCUGCCAUGUAAGAGAUGAUGAACAGGCUUUGUACUUGCUUCUGCAAUGUGGUCACAAUAUAGAGGAAGCAUUAAGACGACGAAAAAUGCAAGCUGUUCCUCCCUCAGAUCCAAUGAGUUUGUGGUCAGAAGAGGAAUGCAGAAAUUUUGAAAAUGGUCUACGAUUAUAUGGAAAAAACUUUUACUUGAUACAGCAGAAUAAGGUGCGGACAAGAUCGGUGGGAGAACUUAUCCAGUUUUACUAUCUGUGGAAAAAGACUGAGCGCCAUGAUGUAUUUGCAAACAGGAACAGACUAGAAAAAAGGAAAUACACGCUGCAUCCAGGAGUGACAGAUUACAUGGAUCGGUUCCUGGAUGAACAGGAAAAUGGAAUUGUGCCAGGUACUAUGCCUGGUCGAGAUCGCUCUGCCAGCCCUCUCACUUCUCUUAUUUAUGGGGAUCCAAAGCGCACACACCUGAAGCAAGAUGCUGACGAGGCCUCUGCUGCCACCUUCGAUCCCAUAGACCCACAACCCAUCACCAGCAUUGGCACGGCAACAAACAGUGUUGCGCUAAUGCCUGCUGGUGCAAGCGGUAGCAUCACUGCAGAAGCCAGCUUCAGCGCCAGUGCUGGAGCCAGUGCUGCCUGCCCUAGCAGCAGUGACAACCAGCAUUGCAAGCGUGGACUGGAGGAAAUUCAGGACCCCAAAGGAGACGCUAGUGUUCGUGGUGACAUGAAUGGCAACACAGAAGACUCUGGCACAAGUGCCACUGAGCCAGUGCCAAAGAAGCUGAAAAGGGACAAAGGGGAUGUGGGGGUUGAAGGGAGGAGUCUAGAACAGCCAGAUGUAGCACAGCGAGCAGACUUAAAACACUUGGACACCGUUUCUCUCCCUGCUUUGCAGGUUAUACCUGGCAGUGCUUUAAGAACGGCCGACCUCCCAACGUCCACUGACAGUUUCUGCAGGGGCAGUCGAGCAACAGCUGAAUCAUUGAGCCAGUGACAGUGGACAGUGUGGUAUCCAUUCCAACAGAAGUCUAAUGUUUGUGCUACAUUUGAAAAGGAAAAGUAUGCUUCAUUGUGCAAUAAUGGAAGAGCAUUGGGGAGAAGACCCGUUGUGCCCAAACAUCUCCAGAGAUGUGAGCUGGCCGUGUAAUGGAGAGAUGGGAAGCAAACAUAGAAAUUUGCCAAAUAAUAGAGUUGUGCCUGCCCUGGGCAGGAAUCGAAAAAAGUCUGUGCAAUCUUCAGAAUUUAUGGUGGCUUAUACUCCCCUCCCACCCCACUCUUUAACUUCCUCUCCAAUCAAGGCAAAGGUUGAGACAAUGGGAACCUAGUGGAAGUGUGAAUUCUUUAUCUGGAAAUACGUUUACCUGUAAGUCAUGUGUUAAACACAGAGGAGGAUGUUCAGCAAUGCAGCACAACACCAAGUCAAGAUUGUGGCUGUGAGAUCUCCAGGGUGACACUGUCAUAUACACUGUUCAAAUCAUGGUCACAUUCACAUACGUUAAGUAGAUUUUUAUCUGUUUUCACUUCUUUUAUGGGACAACAUCAUUGGGCAUACAAGGACCCUUCCUCUACUUUCUGUUCCCUCUUCCCUCUUCCCUCCAUCCCACUGUCACACAUCUACCUGAUUUUUUGAAAAUAUGUUCAUGACAUAUAGUUAUUUAGUUGCCUAUAGUUACAGCUCUGAAAACUGAACUUGUAUACUUUGGCUUAUACUUUCCCCAAACUAACCCUUUCCUUCCUAUUUUGUGAUGCUUUCAAGAUGGUUCUUUAAAUCAAACAUUACAAUUUGAAAAUCAGAGUGGGAAAUCUUAGAAAAGGUCUAUAUUUAUCCAUUUUUACACAGAUACAAUUAAGUUAUAGUGAUUUUUUUUCUAUUUUUACUGUUGUAUUAGAUAAUUAUUAUUUAAUUCUCUAAUAAUCUACAGUUUAGCUGUGCAGUUGCCAUAUAGAAAAUUUGUGACAGAAGAUGUUCAUCCUACACUUUAGCACAGCGCCUAAGCAGUUUCUGAUUGACAGGAUACUUAUGUAAUCAAUAUUGAAUAACUGGCUCGAUGCUAAGAAUACUAAACUGUUAAAGAGCAUUUGGUAUGUCCAGCAUUGUGGAGGUAUAGGGGAAAAUUGUUCUGCAGUCUUGUUUUAGGAUAUGGUAAAGCUUCACAUUGAAGUUCACACCCUACCUUCUGCCACAUAAACUUACUGUGUACAUAACAAUUAUUUCCAGUUGUUAAUGGCAUUGGCACUUUUGACAGCAAGUGCAUGAUUAUUGUGUUACACUGAAAGAGUGGGCAUAUCUGCAUUUGUGCACAAUAUGAUGUGUAUAGGCCUUAAUAUUAGCAGGUCUUAGGAAAUGGCAAAAAGAGUGCAGACAUAUUGUAGAGGCCUUCAUUUCUAACACUGCCAUUUAGACCUUGAGAGAACGAAGAAGAGUUGGGCUGCUAAUGAGCCAUGCAUCGUGCAAUUUGCAGGAAGCACAAGCUAUUCGAAUCCUUUGGGUCACAUGAUGACAGACAUAAUAGGAAACUGUUUCUUUAUCUGCUGUUUGAACCUGAAAAUGACAGGAUGUUUACAUUUAGUGAAAGACAGAAGGACCGUGGGAUAAAAUUGGAUGCAGAGGUUGAUAACCAAUGUGAAUAAGGUCUUCUAUGGUCCAUUGUUUUGAGAGAAGACAAAAAGAAAAAACUGUUAUAAGUGGUUGUGUGGUGUGUGCAUCCAUGUUACAUAUGUGAUCAUUGACACUGAGUUAUCCAAAUGCCUGCAUCCAAUUUUUUUGUCUGUUUUUCUGGAACUUUGUUCCUUACCAUAAUGGCUGGGAGUGGUCUGGGGUUUACUAAAGAAGGUUUACAGUUUUGAAGGGAAGAGGAUAUUUACAAAUUCUUAAUCAGAAUUUGAGAAAAUUUAUACUUUUGUUUCCCAGACAAAUCACUCUUCUCAUAAAAUGAAAUGGGAUGGGUAUUUUUUUUUUUUUUAAGGGUUUGUUGGAAGAGAGGGCAAGUUGACUUGUCUAGUUAUCACAUUAAUUGAAUUACUGUAGAAAGGGAGGGAGACUGUUCACCUUACUCAUCUUACCAAUAUUUGACACUACGAUUAGGUGUAUUCAUGCAAAUGUGUGCAUAUGUAUGUACACACAUGCGUAUGUGCAUAAAUGAAUAUAUGCCUUUGCUAGUCUUCGAUAUACAGAUUGCAGAGGCUUAAGAGUCAUGAUGCUAUUUAUCGUUAACUUUAUAAACACCAUUUGAGUCAUCCCAUCAUUUUUAUUGUAAAACCAGCAAAGAAUGAAAUUUUCAAAAUUCUCUUCAGGGUGACAGGGGUACAAUUAUCCAGUAGAAACCAUAACGGUUAUAAGACUAGAUGAUAAAUAAGCGCCCUGUCUUUUUUUUUUUUUUUUUUUUUCAUGAAGAGAUGUAUCCUAGGAUAUAAUGAAAUUGAAUCACUGAGCAUGAUUUUUGUGGCAUUGUAAGAUAAGUGUGCAUGUGUGUUUAGUACUUGCAUUUGGAAGACAACAUUCAUUUGGCAGUGCCAAGUCCAUUUUAUAAACAGAGAAUCAGCAGCCUGUAUUGAAUUUGAAAUUAUUGCAUCAUAUAUUUUUUUUAACUCCUGGUGUGUAAGAGCUGAUCAAUAGGCACAGGCACAGGCACUGGCAUGGGCAGGUAUGUAUAAGUGGUUCAAAGGUGGACCAUCAUUAAUUUAUAACAUAAUUAUGAAUACAGUAUUCCACUGCCAGACAUUUGCCUUAAAAAUAGUUUCUUGCAUAUUUAUACCGCAUCUUCAGCUAUUUGUGAUUAUUAUUAAAAGAGAUUAUUGUUAUUAUUUUUAAGAGAUAUUUUCAAUAAAAGGAUUUAAAAAUUUUGUAAUCAGUUAAAUAAGUCUGUCUCAAAUGCCCUGACAAGCUCCAUUUGAAAAAUUCAUUGGAAUUUAUCAUAGCAGCUAACUGAUGAAAUAUUUAAACUUCUAUACUAUAUUGUUCCUGGGUUUAGUAAAGUCUUCAUUAUAUUAUUUUUGGGUUUGAUGACUGAAAGUACAAGUGACGUCUGCCAACAUUCCUGAUGUGAAGAUUAGGUUAACGUUACACCCAAUCAAAUAUCAUUUGCUUCAGUCAUUGUGUUAAGAGGCUUGAUGAAAAGUGAAUAAAAUAUCUGUCAUUAGUAGGAAGUUAAUGGCUCUAUAAUUUGCAAAAGUAUAUUUUGACACUUGUUAUUGAUGCUAAUACACAAGAUAUAUAGGAUUCAGUACAAUAUUGCUUGUCAGUUUUGUUACCAGCCAGAUAGCACUGAAACAACAGAGAUACAGCAGUAUGUUUUCUUUAUAUAGAGAGAAAACUGUUCCAAUACUUUAAUUACUGUUUAAAAUUUAACACUUGAUGGUUAUGGUUUUGAGGGUCUAUGCUAAAUAUUACCUCUAGCAGCAGUGUUUGUUUAUCCUGGCCUAGGGUGACAACUUCAUGGUAGGAAAACUUUCACAGGGCUUCUGCUUACGCAAAAAAUUGCGUACAGUAUGCAUUAAAAGUUCAGAGGACCCCUUCAGUUUCCCUCAAUGGGGUCCCCUUCAAAUUUGGGCGAAGAACAGGGACCCCUUAAAAAUCUGAAGAAUGGGUCCCUGGUACCCCAAAGAAUUUAGCCUUAGCAGAAGCCCUGCUUUCAAUCUGUCUCUUCUGUGAUGUUCACAAUCACCUGUAUUUUAUGCACAUUGUGUGUGUGUGUUAAAGAUGCUAGCUGGCUUUAAAGUAGUUCUGGAUUUUUUUGCUCACAUCUCAGAAGGGUGUUUGUCCACAAAGCAGAAAUGCAGCAAUGUGGAAACACAUAUCCUUCAGUAACAGCUCUAUUCUUGUGGGACAGAUUAGUGGGGAAUUAAUUGGAAAACAAAAAGUAGUAUUAAGGUAUGAUUUAAAUGGAGUGUACCAUAGAAAAAGUAAAAUUUGGGGAGAAAUAGACAAACCAAGUGUCAUUUUAAAAUUUGUUUGCUAUCAUUUGCACUGCUUUUUAUUCUGAUUUUCUUGUCUGUUAAGUUUAAUAUUGCUCUUUACUGUGUUUGUUUUUUACUGAUUUAAUAGAUAUUGCCUUUAUAAUGAUAAGUAGGUUAAAAGAAGUGGUGCAACAGAUUUAAGACUGGUGAAUAUUCAGAUACUUUGCAAAGAAAUCACCCUGUCGUCAUCAAUCAUGUGUCAAACACACUUAUCUGUUAACUCACCAAUGGUAAGUAGAAUUUUAAAUACUCAAAGCUGUAAAUUACUGAGGAAGAUAUUGUCUGCCAGUUCUGUUGUGGUCUGCAUUUCUAACAAAGAUUUUUGAGGCAACCUGAUGUUAACUGUUAAGCAUUUGUUUCACAAAAAAUUGGAUCAGUCUGUUUCUGUGUGUUCCUCUAGCAUUCCCAUCUAUCAUUUAAGGUUUUGUAUCUUUGUGGUGGGGUGGAUGAAGAGGCUUGUUGCGUUAAUACUUUUAUAGUUGUUUACAAAACAAAGGACUGUCGAUGAGAUAACAGUACUCAAAAUGUUGACUACCAAGAAUCAAAAGUUGUUUUGUGCUAAUAUGUGUGUGUGCAUGCACUCUAAAACAGUGAAAGAAUGUCAAAGAUACACAGAAUGAAAGAGAAAUCAGGGAAGCAUUCAGUUGUUAGGUUAAGGUUUUGUCUUAGAGCCUUUGUAUGAAAUGGAAUGGUUUGAAAAUGAAGGUGGCAUAUUGAUUAUAUUAUGUGGAUGAUUUAUCUACUGUUUUAACAACUUGUCCUCGUAAUAUCAUUGAGGUUAGUUAUAUGACUGAAUCAGUCUCAGAAUAAAUGACUGAAGCUUGC